Molecule: messenger RNA, 1346 nt
Organism: Gorilla gorilla gorilla (western lowland gorilla)
Lineage: Eukaryota; Metazoa; Chordata; Mammalia; Primates; Hominidae
Exons: 1
Coding region: 1-633 (210 amino acids)
Source: RefSeq, a predicted model, not a curated record
AUGGGCUCGUCGCAGAAAGGAAUAGCCUGUGCCGGGUCUUCAGAGAAAUCCUGGCCUCGGCUCCACGCCCCUGAGCAGCCCCACCCUGGCUCAACCUGUUACCCGCCCUGCCGGCAAGCCGGGGUCACUGCAGUCCCCGUGGCGAAGCAGGGUCAGCUCAGCUCACCGCACCCCACUCCAUCCAGCCCUGCCCAUCUCUACGGCAACGGGCCGGGUCGCACCAGGGCUGCAGCCGAGAGACAACCUCACCGCUUCCGUAGCCGCCCGGGCUCUGUGCGCAUGUGCGACACUCCCUCCCUGGCCCCGCCCCCUUAUGCGUCUCCCAGGCAACGCGCCGCGCGGGGCUCCAGGUUUCGCCCAGGGUCUAACUCCGGGUCUGCGCGCGUCCAACGAGCACGGCUCUCAACCGGCCUCCUGGCGCCCAACGACCAUGGCUUCCAACCGGCCUCCGUGCGCCCAACGACCAUGACUCCCAACCGGCCUCCAGUUUCCAACUGUUUCUCGAACAGGGAAGCCGCCAUGACACAGCUGACUACGCCCUUGGUCACAGGGGACCUGAGAUCCUCCACGAUUUACGGGACCGGCGCCACCUCGGGCUCGAACCACCCUCUCGAUAGGGCCGCCGCUAAGUAAUCGGCGUAGGGGUUCAGCCGCACAUCUCCUUCCCGUGCCGCGGACCGAGCAGUCGUUGGUGCUCUUCAGGUGCGGCCUGGGUGCCCAGAGCCUUCGUUAGACUCUCGGACCCGCAAGGGAGCCCGAACUCUUUCAGACUCGCUCUCCCUCAGCCGGACCUCGGCCCUUUUUCACACCCCAGGGGAGUCUGGAUUUCUCAUAGUCCUGGGCACCAGUCCCUUCCCAGUCUAGCUCUUGGGACUCCCUGAAGCGGGAAAUCCCUCGCCUGGACUCCCGGGAGAACCUGGAAUCCCCAUCUCCAGUCCACAUUUUCUCAGAAUCGGUCCUAGCCCUUCAGUCUCCCAGGCACGACAUCGUGUGGUCCCAGCGCCCUAGGUGGUGAGCUGUGACUCUCCUUAGAGCCUGGCGAGGCCGAGGUCCUCCCCAGCUCGAACCCAUCCCACACUCCCCUUCUCAGCCUCUGUGUUCCCCAGUGGUCCUGGAAAAGCCCCCAGUUCCCUCUGCCUGGCCCCAAUCCUCACAAACCCAAUUACCCACGCUCCUUUCCAUUCCAUAACCCCAUCACUGCAUCCUCCAGGCUCCCAUCCAUGGAGGACUUGAGGUGGAAAGCAAUUUGGUUCAAAAUGACCAUUAUUUAUUACUUGAAAGGGAAUAUUUCCAGUCGUUGCCAGCCUCCUCCCCUUCUAGUAUUGGUAAAUUUUUUGCACCACUGA